Messenger RNA from Cyprinodon tularosa, 4260 nucleotides. Its product is annotated as UDP-glucuronosyltransferase 2C1-like. Lineage: Eukaryota; Metazoa; Chordata; Actinopteri; Cyprinodontiformes; Cyprinodontidae. The record is from RefSeq and is a predicted model, not a curated record. Bases 38 to 1627 code for a protein of 529 amino acids. The transcript has 6 exons. Gene Ontology annotation, molecular function: UDP-glycosyltransferase activity.
AAGAUAAUAGCUUGUUUUCUGCAGACGCACAACCACCAUGGAGCUGCGUCUCUCCGUCUGUGUCCUGCUGCUGCUUUGUGCAUCAAGAUGUUCAAACGGAGGAAAGAUUUUGGUGUGGUACACUGAGGCCAGCCAUUGGAUCAACAUGAAACCUAUACUGGAGACUCUGGUGGACAGAGGACACCAGGUGACCGUCCUGGUUCCAAGUGCAUCGAUGUUCAUGAAUAGCAGCGAACCUUCUCGCUUCCAGUACGAACCAUUUGACGUCUCCAUCUCACUGGAGGCCAUGGAGGAAUCACUUGAAGAAUUUAUUCAUUUUGCAAUGUAUGAGGCAGAUUACAUGAGCUACUUUCAGGUUUAUGUCAGAUAUAUGGAACUUAUGAAGAUUGAGCUGCAGAAUGACCUUGAUAUCCUCAGUGGUGUUGUCAAGUCAGAAAUGCUGAUGAAGAAGCUGAAGAGGGAAAACUUUGAUCUGCUUUUUGCUGAUCCCCUCCUGCCUGGCAGUGAAUUGACUACAGACAUGUUGGGCAUCCCCCUCGUUUACUCGCUGCGUUUCUCCUUAGCUCAUAACUGGGAAAGGAUGUGUGGUCAGCUACCUGCUCCACCUUCCUUUGUCCCUGGCGCUAUGAGCAAACUUACAGACAAGAUGGACUUCUCAGAGAGACUGUGGAACAUCCUCUUCUAUGCUCUGAAUGACAUUGUAAUUGACAACGUUAUGUGGAAUAUGUUAGAUAAAUACUACUCAGAUGUCAAAGGAAGUCCCACCAGUGCCUGUGAGUUAAUGGGUAAGGCUGAUAUCUGGUUGAUGAGGACCUACUGGGAUUUUGAUUUUCCUCGCCCAAUCCUCCCCAAUUUCAAGUUUGUUGGAGGGAUCCACUGCAGACCAGCUAAACCUUUACCAACGGAUAUGGAAAAAUUUGUACAGAGCUCAGGAGAUGAUGGUAUUGUGGUGUUCACUUUGGGAUCCAUGAUUAGGAACGUCACCAUGGAGAAGGCAAACUUAAUAGCUUCAGCGCUUGCUCAGAUUCCCCAAAAGGUACUUUGGCGAUAUAAUGGGGACAAACCAAAAACGUUGGGUUCCAACACCAGGAUUUUAAGCUGGAUUCCUCAGAACGACCUGCUGGGUCAUCCUAAAACAAAAGCGUUCAUCACUCACGGAGGAACAAAUGGGAUCUAUGAGGCCAUCUAUCACGGUGUUCCUAUGGUAGGCAUUCCAAUAUUUGGGGACCAACCAGACAACAUGGUGCACAUGGAGGCUAAAGGAGCUGCAGUCAUUCAGAACAUAAACUUCAUGACAACAGAGAGCCUGAGGGAUGCGAUCCUGACUGUCAUUAAUGACAAAUCCUACAAGGAGAACAUGAUGAGACUGUCGAGAAUCCACCAUGACAGACCCAUGAGUCCUCUGGAUGAGGCGGUUUUCUGGAUCGAGUUCACUAUGAGAAACAAAGGAGCCAAACAUCUGCGGGUCCAGGCCCACGAACUAACCUGGUACCAGUACCACAGCCUGGACGUCCUAACCUUCUUCCUCAUUUUAGACAUACUCUUCAUCUUUAUUCUUUUAAAGACCUGCAGCUUCUGUUGGCACAGAUGCUGCAAAAGUAAAAAGGUCAAAAGAAAAGCUGAAUAAAAGACAGAAUAGAACCUUUCAGAACUUAAUGGGAACUCAACCAUUCAUCUCCACCCUCAAACUUUACUUCAGAUGUGUGGUUUCCUUAGCUGAAACAAUGUCCUUAAAUACCUUUCAGCUGUGCUAAUUAGCAUGUUCACAGCUGAAGGUAAUUUGAUUUUACCAGCUGAAACCUUAUUAGCUGGUUAUGAUUGAGAAAACAAAAAAAACAAACAUUUGAUUUCAUGCCUUUAUUUGAGAACCAUUUAUAAUAGCUUAUCUUUGAGUCUCAUAAAUAUAUAUAUGUACAUGACAGAUGGGCUUCAACUCAAGAUGUCAUUAACAGAAUCUAUAUCUGACCAAUUUAAGUAAAAACAAAAAAAAAAUAAACAGCCCUUUUUCUUUGUCACACAAAUAUUCAUAUGUUUCUUAUUGAGAUAUUGCGGUAGCUCCUCAUUUUUUCAGUUUCCCAUCUUCUUUCAUCUUCCACUGCAUAAGCUCCAUGCAGGCAGAUGCAUCUUCCUCAGUGUUGUGGCCACAAACUGGGAGAAAUAGUGGCAGAUGGAUUUAACUAGCAUUUUGUUGCAGUUUUAAUAUUCACUCCAUUUGUAUUGUUUCAGAUUAAUGUGGUCGUAAUGGCUUGAAAUAAAUAAAUAUAUGAGACUUUCUUAUAAAGGUGGUAACCCACCACUCUCUUGAAUAAUCCUCCUGAGGUAUUCAGCUGUGAGACUGUUGAGGCUCAGCUUGUUAGGUGGUCCUAGACGAUGAGGGAAGACCACCGAAGUGUCUACCACCAACCCAUGAAGCAACUACAGAGGGGGAAAAAACAAUGAAGGCUGCUGUCAAACCCUUCAUAGUUUAUGUUCCACACUGAACCCCGCAUAAGAAAACUGGUAAAGGUGAAUUAAAGUUAAAAACAAUACAGAAAUCUAAAAUGUCAGUUAUCCAAUGACCCUGUUAAAAGACACAGGGAUGCUGCUGUGUAUGCAACUGGCUUUUCAGUAGUUUGUGCCCCCACCACAAAAUACGUUUAAUAAAAUGGUGUUUGAUGGUUUUGUAGUAUUGAUUGUAGUCUAUUAUAAAACUGUACAUUAAAAGAAUGACAUCUCUGAAAUAAUAGGAAGAAAAAAAAAGUAUAAACAGAAAUUGCAGCUAUAAGAACUGGAACAGUAAAUUUAUGUGAAUAAAAUACAAAUUACAGAUAAGAAGGUAAUUUAAAGGCAAAUAUAUUCAAGAUUUGCCUUACAAGGAGCAGGAGUGCUCUAAUCGAAGCCCUCAUUUCACAUGUCGGGUAAAAAAAAAAAAAAAACUACAAUCACCUUGAGUAAACAAAGGUCUGUUUCCAGGCCAUGUCCAACCAGAAUAGUGUCUGCAGUGAUGAAGCUCAACAAAGUCUCCUGGACCUCCCUGAGGGAGGGAUGGUUACCUUUCACAUCUUCCUCACUGAUUCCUGAAAACCUAAAGACAUUUCAGGAAAGGAACUUCAUAAAAAUAAGAGUUGUGAAGAUCAGAAAUAGUUAUAUUGCCAAAAGUAGUUGUAUUUGUAAAGUAUUUGUCUACUUUUGUGUAUUUGAAGACAGCCUGUUCUUCAUCUGUAGUGUCAGUUUGUCUGUACACACCCAGAUUCUGCACGCCAGAUUUUAUUCAAAAACCACGGUACUACUAGAAGAUCCAAGUGAUUGAUUUGGUGGCAAAAUUGAAUUAACCUAAAAUUAACUAAAAAAAUAUUAAAGCCUACAGCUCCUGUCCCCCAUCGCAAAUUAAACAUCAAAUUCUCCCAUCAAAUGUGGGAAACUGCCAUAUUUUAAAGUAGUUUUCAUUUUAUCACCAUAGUUGUGUUGACUAGGACUAAUACAUAAUUACAUAUACAUAAUUAUCAAUACAUAAUAUGUAACUGGGAUUGGUCCAGACAGUGUCCCGAUUUGAAUUUGGUGGAUCGGUGUGGAGGGAAUUUAAGAUUAGGGUGAUUGUAAACCCUAACCCUAGGUCUUCCAACACUAAAGAAGAGUUCACCACCAAUGAUGCAGUCCACUGAAAGAAAAUAAUAUUACUGGAAAGUGAAUCUAAUUAUUCAUCAAUUCUUAAAGAUCUUUAUCAGUUAUGAAGAAGCAUGAUGAUAUUCAAUGCCAUUUUUAGCAAUAUAAAAAUGUAUAAAAAAAACAAAAACAAAUUUAUUUUCUAGUCUUAAAGACUUUAGCUUUAAAAUGUCACCUUUUGAGAAACAUUUCUUAUCAGAAAACUGUACAUUUCAAAAGAUAAAUGUAAAAUCUUUUGACGGGUGUUAACCUCAUGAGCUGCACACACAAACUGAGCCAGAGAAGUGUUACCUGGUGUUAUAGUCGACGACCUCAUUAUCAGGUCUGACAAAGGUGUCGUAGACGACCUGAAGGUUGGAGUUGAUCACCGUCACUCUGGACAGCUCCAGCCCUUGAACAGUGUAACACUGUAGACAUUCAUAGACAGUCACACAACAUUUCAUUACAAACGUACAUUUUAGAAAUCAACUCGUUAUAAGAUAUUAAUUAAUACCAUUUCACAAUCCAGGGAAUAAACUCCAGGACAGCUCAUGUCUGAGGGACAUCUGGGUGCAGUAGAUACAAACCCAUCCAAGCUGAGAAAAUCAUGGACAUGCAACUGGGUGAGAAAAAAAAAAA